Messenger RNA from Iphiclides podalirius (scarce swallowtail), 894 nucleotides. The record is from the annotation of a GenBank genome assembly. Lineage: Eukaryota; Metazoa; Arthropoda; Insecta; Lepidoptera; Papilionidae.
AUGCUCGCAAGAGAUUUAGCAUCGAAAUCGGUGUCUGUAUUUAAACAAGACCCGAAUUUGGUAGCGGCCAUUGAUAAACUGUACGGAAGAAACGAGCUGGAUGAUUUGCAUAGCGAAGUCUUGUUACCGGAUAGGCGGAUGGAUUUUCUGGAAGUUCAACAAAUAUUGAAUAAAUCAUUGUUAGAGAAAGAAACACCUCCCUGGAGCCUAGGAAUAGUGGCCACAGCUAAGGGACUGAUCGCUGGCCCAAUAAAGCUGCAUUUCAAGGACGGCACAUGUAUUGACUGUUUUGGAUCUGGAGGAACGCUAAUACCACAAGAUGUUGACGGUAUAAAAGAGUUCAAGACGACCGCAAAGUACAUAUUGGUGGUGGAGAAAGACGCCGUAUUUCAGAAGUUACUAGAUGAAGGAGCGUUAGUGAGAUUGGGGCCUCUUAUCAUUUUGACCGGCAAAGGCUACCCGGACGUGUGCACACGGCAACUCCUCUGCCGGCUCGUGGCCGAGCUGCGACUACGGGCUCUGGCGCUGGUGGACGCCGAUCCCCACGGCUACGAGAUCUUCCUCACUUACAAAUACGGCUCCCUGGCACAGUCCCACCUCUCGCAAUCGCUGGCUUGCAGUUCCCUACAAUUAUUAGGGGCCAGACACAAUGACGUCAUGACGCUUGCACCCAAAGAAGCGCGCCUUCCACUUACGACGCUCGACAAGGGGAAAAUAAAUAGCUUAGUCAAAAGACCAUACCUUAAUACAACGGCAGGUUCGGCGAUAAGAAAAGAUCUGCAGGACAUGUUAAGGAGUGGUGUGAAAGCCGAGAUCGAGGCAAUGUGCCCCAACGUCAGUGCUCUCUGCGAUACAUAUCUACCCUCCAAAAUUAUUCAGGGUGUUUAUUUAGGA